UGGAGUGAGUGGACCCAUGCUUCGCGGAGGCGACUGAGAGGAAGGCGAAAGAGCCAACGAGAGUCCUUUUUAUUUGAUGUAAGGUCAUCGCCUGGUUUCUUGAAGAUGACUGCCAAAGCCAAAAGAGGAGGAGAGAGCGGCAAAUUUGCAACAAAGACUGCCAAAUUUAAGGGAGGGAAAGUGGGCAAAAAUGAGCAUGGAGGCAGAGGAAGUGGCAGAUUCCAGGAGAGGAAAGGUAACGGGAACUUUGCUUGGAAAAAGCAAGGCAAGACCACCAGAGGGAAAGCUGGCCAAUCAAACUAUAGGAAUGCAGGCCAAUCAGGCAAGUGGAAAGAUGUGAAAGUAAGCUACAGUCAAUGGAAGGUCACCGAUAAGGAUGGAGUGACUGAAAUGACCACAAGGAAGGAGCAUACUGAAAAAUUCCCAGGGCGGAAGGUGGUUGACCCAAAGCUGCUUGAGAAGUACAACAAAGGAGAAGGAGUUAAUGUACAGAAAAUUAAAAAAUGGAAUAAACCCAUGGUCCACAAAAUUAAAAUGAAAGAACAGAAGCUGAAGGAAGCUGAGGAGGAGGCAGCAAGAGCCGAACUUCUACUCACAGAAUCCAGUGGCCAAUUAGAAGCAAAGGAAGGCACGUACACAGCUCAUAUCACGCAGUCAGAUAUUAAAAAGGCCGUUGACAUCACUACAGCAGCAAAAGGAUUUGAUCUCAAGUUAGAGUAUGGUCCAUACCUAAUGGAUUACACACGCAAUGGCCGUCACCUGCUGAUUGGGGGUAGGAAGGGCCACCUAGCUUCCUUCGACUGGAUCACCAAGAAACUCUACUUUGAAACCAAUGUCAUGGAGUCCAUCCAUGACCUGUGCUUCCUCCACACUGAGAGAAUGAUGGCAGUGGCACAGAAGCAAUGGGUCUACAUCUAUGACAACCAGGGCGUUGAGCUCCACUGCCUCAAGAUGAUGCACCGAACCCUGCAGUUGGAAUUUCUGCCAUAUCACUUCCUCCUCUGUGCAGGUAAUGAAGCAGGCAUCCUCAGCUGGCUCGACAUUUCUCUGGGUAAAGAGGUAAUCCGGACGAGGACUGGCAAGGGCCGUUUAGGAAUCAUGUGCCAAAAUCCUUACAAUGCAGUGCUGUGCUGCGGCCAUCCUAAUGGCACUGUGACCAUGUGGACCCCCAACAAUCGUCUGCCAGUGGCAUCGAUACUGUGCCACACUCAACCACUCAGAAAAGUUACGGUUGAUCCAUCAGGAAGAUACAUGGCCACAGCAGGAGUAGAUCGGCAGUUGAAGAUUUGGGAUGUGCGCAAUCUUGGCGAGUGCCUCAAGUCCUAUCGCAUUAAUGCAGGAGCCUCACACCUUUCUUUCUCCCAAAAGGGCUUGCUGGCCAUGUCAAUGGGGAAUGUGGUUGAGGUCUACAGAAAUGUCAUAGAUGGAGGAUGCAAAAAACCAUACAUGCAACACAAGGGUGGGAACACCAUUCAUGGGAUGCAGUUCUGUCCCUAUGAGGACGUGCUUGGCAUCUCUACCUACAACGGCUUUUCGAGCCUCAUCAUUCCAGGUGCUGGAGAACCAAACUACGAUGCUCUAGAAGCCAACCCUUACAUCAGCACAUCAGGUCGUCGGGAGGCGGAGGUCAAGUCCCUCUUAGCCAAGGUGCCAUCGGAACUCAUCACUCUCGACCCCACGUCCAUCUGCCAGGUCGACACACCAACGCUGCAAGAGAGGAUAGAAGCCAAGAAGACCCUGCUGCACGUUCGAGCCCCAAAGAUCGACCCAACGCCACGGUACCGCAUGAAGGGCAAGAGCGGGUCAGCCACCAUGUUCAAGCGCAAGCAGAAGAUCCGAGAGGACGCCCAGCGCGGGUACCUGAAGACGGCACUCAGGCAGCAGGCAGAGGCGGGGCUGGGGAAGGAUUAUUUCAAGGACAAGCAGAACAAGGAGCAGAAGGAACAGCCUACCGUCCUCGACCGGUUCAAACCAAA
Molecule: messenger RNA, 1976 nt
Organism: Penaeus monodon (black tiger shrimp)
Lineage: Eukaryota; Metazoa; Arthropoda; Malacostraca; Decapoda; Penaeidae
Product: WD repeat-containing protein 46-like
Biological process (GO): maturation of SSU-rRNA from tricistronic rRNA transcript (SSU-rRNA, 5.8S rRNA, LSU-rRNA)
Cellular component (GO): nucleolus; 90S preribosome; small-subunit processome
Molecular function (GO): protein binding
Source: RefSeq, a predicted model, not a curated record